This is a messenger RNA of Frankliniella occidentalis (western flower thrips), 337 nucleotides long. RefSeq names its product general transcription factor IIH subunit 5 (gene Tfb5). Gene Ontology annotation, biological process: nucleotide-excision repair; transcription initiation at RNA polymerase II promoter; nucleotide-excision repair, preincision complex assembly. Gene Ontology annotation, cellular component: transcription factor TFIIH holo complex; transcription factor TFIIH core complex. NCBI's taxonomy places the organism in Eukaryota, Metazoa, Arthropoda, Insecta, Thysanoptera, Thripidae. The transcript has 2 exons. Bases 116 to 337 code for a protein of 73 amino acids. The record is from RefSeq and is a predicted model, not a curated record.
GUGCCGGCGCAAUAUUAAUUGUGGGAACUAUUCGACUCAAACACGUCUGUGCGCAAUCGGCCUUUUCGUCCAAUGAAGUACCAUUUUACGUAUAAUUGGAGGAAUUUUCUGAAUAAUGGUAAAUGUUGUGAAAGGUGUUCUGGUGGAAUGUGAUCAGGCUAUGAAACAGUUUCUCUUGCAUCUUGAUGAGACUAUGGCCCUUGGGUGCCGUUUCAUCAUUCAAAAUUUGGAUGAGACACAUCUUUUUAUCUCAGCUGACAUCUUAACAACCCUUCAAUCAAGGAUUGAUGAUCUCAUGGAUCAAGUGAGCUUCCCACUUGUUGAGAAGGAUUCAUAA